This is a messenger RNA of Ctenocephalides felis (cat flea), 705 nucleotides long. Its product is annotated as ankyrin repeat domain-containing protein 49-like. Gene Ontology annotation, molecular function: protein binding. The transcript has 4 exons. Lineage: Eukaryota; Metazoa; Arthropoda; Insecta; Siphonaptera; Pulicidae. The coding region runs from base 1 to 687 and encodes 228 amino acids. The record is from RefSeq and is a predicted model, not a curated record.
AUGUCGAAUACAAGCACAGAUGAUGAAGAUGAUGGAACUAUCUUUCGUGAAACUCCAACAUUGGAAGAAAUAGAAAAAUUUAGGCCUAAAGCAAGGAACGAUAUGCUGAUAAGUGGUUGGGAUGAUCAGGAUGAAAAUAUAGAAGUUGAAAGAAAUCCACAUGAAACACCAGAAAAAGAAAUACUAUGGGCAGCUGAGAGUGGUGAACUUGAAGUAGUUGAAGAUCUUUUAAAGAAGCAUCCUCAUUUAAUCAAUACUCGUGAUAAGGAUAAUUAUACACCACUUCAUAGGCAAGAUUAUUUCAUUAAGCAGCGUACAGUCAUAAUUUUGAUGUGGCUCAUGCAUACUACAACAGCUGGAGCUGAUCCUAAUGCAGAAACAGAAAUGAAAUGGACCCCUUUACACUCUGCUUGUAAAUGGAAUAAUGCUUCAGUUGCUGGUUUAUUAUUGCAAUAUGGUGCCAAUGUAAAUGCACAAAGCAAUGGAGGUCAGACACCACUCCAUGUUGCCUCUAGUUCCUCAGAUUGUAGAGAAGUGCUAACAAUAUUACUUCUAACUGAAGGAAUCAAGCCAAAUAUCUUGAAUUCAUCAAAUGAGACUGCAUUUGAUAUUGCAAAACGCUCCGGCAAAUAUUAUUACCUUUUUGAUAUAGCUCAUGAUGCUCUUAAUGAUGAAGAUUUAUAUUAAUGCCUGUGAUUCCUCAAC